GUUCCCAGCCUGCCACCCAAGCUCCGAGGCUGAUGCAAGCUCCCAGGCUGAUGCAGGUUCCGAGGCUGAUGCAGACUCCCAGGCUGAUGCAGACUCCCAGGCUGAUGCAGACUCCCAGACUGAUGCAGACUCCCAGACUGAUGCAGACUCCCAGGCUGAUGCAGACUCCCAGGCUGAUGCAGACUCCCAGGCUGAUGCAGACUUCAAGGCUGAUGCAGACUCCCAGACUGAUGCAGACUCCCAGGCUGAUGCAGACUCCCAGACUGAUGCAGACUCCCAGGCUGAUGCAGACUCCCAGACUGAUGCAGGCUCCCAGGCUGAUGCAGGCUCCCAGGGUGGGGAGGGGGGGGUAGUGGAGGUCAUAGCUAGCCAGACCCUAGGAGGUGGUGGGGGUGGGGAGGGGGUAGUGGAGGUCAUAGCUAGCCAGACCCUAGGAGGUGGUGGCGGUGGGGAGGGGGUAGUGGAGGUCAUAGCUAGCCAGACCCUAGGAGGUGGUGGGGGUGGGGAGGGGGUAGUGGAGGUCAUAGCUAGCCAGACCCUAGGAGGUGGUGGCGGUGGGGAGGGGGUAGUGGAGGUCAUAGCUAGCCAGACCCUAGGAGGUGGUGGGGGUGGGGAGGGGGUAGUGGAGGUCAUAGCUAGCCAGACCCUAGGAGGUGGUGGCGGUGGGGAGGGGGUAGUGGAGGUCAUAGCUAGCCAGACCCUAGGAGGGGGUGGGGGUGGGGAGGGCGUAGUGGAGGUCAUAGCUAGCCAGACCCUAGGAGGUGGUGGGGGUGGGGAUGGGGUAGUGGAGGUCAUAGCUAGCCAGACCCUAGGAGGUGGUGGGGGUGGGGAGGGAGUAGUGGAGGUCAUAGCUAGCCAGACCCUAGGAGGUGGUGGGGGUGGGGAUGGGGUAGUGGAGGUCAUAGCUAGCCAGACCCUAGGAGGUGGUGGGGGUGGGGAGGGGGUAGUGGAGGUCAUAGCUAGCCAGACCCUAGGAGGUGGUGGGGGUGGGGAGGGGGUAGUGGAGGUCAUAGCUAGCCAGACCCUAGGAGGUGGUGGGGGUGGGGAGGGGGUAGUGGAGGUCAUAGCUAGCCAGACCCUAGGAGGUGGUGGGGGUGGGGAGGGGGUAGUGGAGGUCAUAGCUAGCCAGACCCUAGGAGGUGGUGGGGGUGGGGAGGGGGUAGUGGAGGUCAUAGCUAGCCAGACCCUAGGAGGUGGUGGGGGUUGGGGGUGGAGGGAAUGGGAGAUAGUCACUGGGGGUUGA
Salvelinus namaycush (lake trout) is the source of this 1243-nucleotide messenger RNA. RefSeq names its product glycine-rich protein DOT1-like. NCBI's taxonomy places the organism in Eukaryota, Metazoa, Chordata, Actinopteri, Salmoniformes, Salmonidae. The annotation marks the transcript as partial. The transcript has 2 exons. The record is from RefSeq and is a predicted model, not a curated record.